UUUUGGAUGCUAACUUUGCUCCGGCCCCGCGUCCCCUGUGCUUGACCCCUUCCAAUCGGAUGUUCUAGAUGACUGCAUGGAGUGUUGAGUUGGACUUUUGUGUCCCCGACGGAGUUGGGCCUGAUCCCAGAGCACUGGGGGUGGGGUGGAGGUGUCCCUGUAAAAUGCAAGUUGGAUGAAAGGAGGACCUCUCGCCAAGGGCCCCAAUGAGUGGCACACAGUCUACUAUCACCGACAGGUUUCCCCUCAAAAAACCUAUAAGGCAUGGAAGUAUUUUGAACCGAGAGUCACCAACAGAUAAGAAGCAGAAAGUGGAACGCAGUACAUCACAUGAUUUUGAUCCCACAGAUAGCUCCUCCAAGAAGACAAAGUCUAGUUCAGAGGAGAGUAGAUCCGAGAUAUAUGGUCUUGUUCAGCGUUGUGUGAUCAUCCAGAAAGAUGACAAUGGAUUUGGGUUGACGGUCAGUGGAGACAAUCCCGUCUUCGUACAGUCUGUAAAAGAAGAUGGAGCAGCCAUGCGGGCUGGUGUACAGACAGGUGAUCGAAUCAUCAAGGUGAAUGGAACUCUAGUGACUCAUUCGAACCAUUUGGAAGUGGUGAAGCUAAUCAAAUCUGGUUCCUAUGUAGCUCUCACUGUUCAGGGACGCCCACCUGGGUCGCCCCAGAUUCCGCUCGCCGAUUCUGAAGUAGAACCAUCAAUCAUUGGACAUAUGUCUCCUGUCAUGACAUCCCCUCAUUCACCUGGAGCAUCUGGGAAUAUGGAGAGAAUCACUAGUCCUGUGCUAAUGGGGGAAGAAAACAAUGUGGUUCAUAACCAGAAAGUAGAAAUUCUGAGAAAAAUGUUACAGAAAGAACAGGAACGGCUACAGUCAUUGCAGGAAGAUUACAACCGAACACCUGUCCAAAGAUUGCUAAAAGAGAUCCAAGAGGCCAAGAGACACAUUCCUCAGCUGCAAGAGCAGUUAUCCAAAGCCACAGGCCCUGCUCAGGAUGGAGCCCUAGUUACACCCUCCAGACUUCUAGGUGAUGCCCUGACAGUCAGUGAUGCAGAGGUAGAUCCUGGAGAUGGACUGAGCAAGACUGAUUGCAGCAGCGGAGAUACUUCUCGGCCGAGUAGUGACAACACAGACAGUCCCAAGAGUGGCCUGAAAGAGAGGAUUUCUUUAGAGGAAAACCCAGAGAAAAAUGAAGCAAUUCAGGACAGUGACACUCAGUCACUUAUUGGGAGUCCCUCAACCCGCAUAACACCUCAUAUUAUUGGAGCAGAAGAUGACGAUUUUGGAACUGAACAUGAACAGAUUAAUGGGCAGUGCAGCUGUUUCCAGAGCAUUGAACUGCUGAAAUCUCGCCCUGCUCACUUGGCUGUUUUUUUACACCAUGUAGUUUCACAGUUUGACCCUGCAACAUUGCUCUGUUACCUCUAUUCAGACUUGUACAAACAGACCAGUUCCAAGGAAACUCGUCGCGUCUUCCUGGAGUUCCAUCAGUUCUUCCUGGACCGGUCUGCACAUCUGAAAGUUUCGGUUCCUGAUGAAAUAUCUGUGGAUCUAGAAAAGAGACGACCAGAGCUUAUACCUGAGGAUCUGCAUCGCCACUAUAUCCAGACUAUGCAAGAAAGAGUCCACCCAGAAGUUCAGAGGCACUUGGAAGAUUUUCGGCAGAAGCGUAGCAUGGGACUGACGUUGGCUGAAAGUGAACUGACUAAGCUUGAUGCAGAGCGAGACAAGGACCGCAUCAUUUUGGAGAAGGAGCGGGCAUGUGCAGAACAAAUUGUUGCCAAAAUUGAAGAAGUGUUGAUGACUGCUCAGGCUGUAGAAGAAGAAAAGAGUUCCACAAUGCAAUAUGUUAUUCUCAUGUACAUGAAGCAUUUGGGGGUAAAAGUGAAAGAACCUCGAAAUUUAGAGCACAAGCGGGGUCGGAUUGGAUUCCUUCCGAAAAUCAAGCAAAGCAUGAAGAAAGACAGAGAAGGCGAAGAAAAAGGGAAGCGAAGAGGCUUCCCCAGUAUCCUGGGACCUCCAAGGAGACCGAGUCGCCACGACAACAGUGCAAUUGGCAGAGCCAUGGAACUGCAGAAGCUGCGCCACCCUAAGCACUUAUCCACACCCUUAUCUGUGAGUCCUGAACCUCAGGACUCUACUAAGUUGCGCCAGAGUGGGUUAGCAAAUGAAGGAUCAGAUGUUGGAUAUGCACCUGCCAGUUCUGUGUCCUCUGUGGCUUCAGGGGCUGCUCUUUCCCAGGAAGGAGGAAAAGAGAAUGAGAUGGGAUCAAAGCCGGUAGGAGAAACGCCAGCACCUGGAGACUCCUUGGAUGGUACACCUCGUACUCCCAACACUGCCUCUGAUUUUCCUCCUCCUCCAUUAGACCAAGUGCAGGAGGAGGAGUGUGAAGUAGAAAGGGUGAUUGAACAUGGAACACCAAAACCCGUUCGAAAGUUUGACAGCAUAGCUUUUGGAGAAAGUCAAAGUGAGGAUGAACAAUUUGAAAAUGACUUAGAGACAGAUCCACCCAACUGGCAGCAGCUUGUUAGUCGAGAAGUGUUAUUGGGCCUGAAACCUUGUGAGAUCAAAAGACAAGAAGUAAUUAAUGAAUUGUUCUACACAGAACGAGCUCAUGUUCGAACACUGAAAGUUCUUGAUCAAGUGUUUUAUCAGCGAGUAUCCAGAGAAGGAAUUUUGUCACCUUCAGAACUACGGAAGAUUUUUUCAAACUUAGAAGACAUCCUUCAACUUCAUAUUGGGUUGAAUGAACAAAUGAAGGCUGUUCGAAAGAGGAAUGAGACCUCUGUUAUUGAUCAAAUUGGGGAAGAUUUGCUGACCUGGUUCAGUGGACUGGGAGAAGAGAAGCUGAAACAUGCCGCUGCCACCUUUUGCAGUAACCAGCCUUUUGCCCUAGAAAUGAUCAAGUCUCGUCAGAAAAAGGACUCUCGAUUCCAGACUUUUGUACAAGAUGCUGAGAGUAAUCCUCUGUGUCGUCGUCUUCAGCUAAAGGAUAUCAUUCCCACUCAAAUGCAGAGGCUGACCAAGUACCCACUUCUGUUGGAUAAUAUUGCCAAAUAUACUGAAUGGCCAACAGAAAGGGAGAAGGUGAAGAAAGCUGCAGAUCACUGUCGUCAGAUCUUAAAUUAUGUAAAUCAAGCUGUCAAGGAGGCAGAAAACAAGCAGCGCUUAGAAGAUUAUCAGCGCCGUCUUGAUACCUCCAAUCUGAAGUUGUCAGAGUACCCAAAUGUGGAAGAGCUCAGGAAUUUGGAUUUAACAAAAAGGAAGAUGAUUCAUGAAGGGCCAUUGGUUUGGAAGGUGAAUAGAGAUAAAACUAUUGAUCUGUAUACAUUGCUGCUGGAAGACAUUCUUGUAUUGUUACAAAAACAGGAUGAUAGACUGGUCUUAAGGUGUCAUAGUAAGAUUCUAGCUUCCACAGCUGAUAGCAAACACACGUUUAGCCCUGUCAUUAAGUUGAAUACAGUGCUGGUUCGACAGGUGGCAACAGAUAACAAAGCUUUAUUUGUCAUCUCCAUGUCCGACAAUGGAGCUCAAAUUUAUGAACUGGUGGCACAGACAGUUUCUGAAAAGACUGUCUGGCAGGACCUCAUCUGUCGGAUGGCUGCAUCAGUGAAGGAGCAGUCCACAAAGCCAAUCCCAUUAUCAGAGUCUCCACCUUGCGAAGGAGACAAUGAUGAAGAAGAACCUCCAAAAUUAAAAGUGGAACAUCAUAGCAUUUCAGUCACAGGUCUGCAGAGUCCUGACAGAGAUUUAGGAUUAGAAUCUUCCUUAAUAUCAUCAAAACCUCAGUCUCAUUCACUGAUGACUUCUGGGAAAUCAGAGGUAGAUGAUCUCUUUGUGACUGAGAGACAAUUUGCAAAGGAACGGAAUACAGAUGGAACACUAAAGGACGCUGGAGUAAAUUAUCAGAUCACAAUCCCAGAUUCACACUCGUCUGUCUCAGAAGAACGGUGGGCUCUGGAUGCACUAAGGAAUCUGGGUUUGUUGAAGCAGUUGCUGGCACAACAGCUGGGUUUGACUGAGAAGAGCACUCAGGAAGACUGGCAACAUUUCCCAAGACAGAGGACAGCCUCUCGGGGGGCUCAGACAGACAGUGGAACCCAGAACUCUGAAAAUGUUCAGGCCUAUCACCCUGGUGAAGGACAGAUACCCGUUAGAACUGGAACUGGUGACAUUGCAACUUGUUACAGUCCACGGACUUCAACUGAAUCUUCUGCUCCACGGGAUUCAGUGGUACUGGCAUCCCAAGAUAGCCAGGCAAGUAGCAUUUUAGUAAUGGACCACAUGAUUUUGACCCCAGAGAUGCCUACCACAGAGCCAGAAGGGGGUCUUGAUGAGAGUGGAGAGCACUUUUUUGAUGCCCGUGAAGCACAUAGUGAUGAUAAUCCAUCAGAAGGUGAUGGAGCAGUUAAAAAGGAAGAGAAGGAUGUUAAUUUACGCAUCUCAGGAACCUGUCUGAUCCUUGAUGGCUAUGAACUCAUGCAGGAGAGCUCCACAGACGAGGAGGUCGCCCCCUCACUCACCCUGCAGCCCGCCACAGGCGUCCCCUCUGCGGACUCUCCCUACCCACAGCAGCAUUCUCCCCACAAUGCUUAUUCUGAGGAGGCCGUUUCACCCUUCAGCCCAGAAUUCCUGGUCCAGCAGCGCUGGGGAGCUAUGGAGGAUUCCUGUUUUGAGAUCCAGAGUCCUCUGUCUUGUGCAGAUUCACACAGCCUGAUCAUGGAGUACAUUCAUAAGAUAGAGGCUGACCUUGAACACUUAAAGAAGGUGGAGGAGAGUUACACCAUUCUUUGCCAAAGGCUGGCUGGAUCAGCCCUCGCAGAUAAGCACUCAGAUAAGAGUUAGAGCUGCGUGUCCUGGAGGUGACUGCAGGUUGUUGGAUUUGAGCACCAGCCUUGUACCAUUGCAUCCUGGCUCCAAGUGUGGACGCGGAGAGAGUGUGUGACAGAGGACCUGCCUGUGAACCACGUGGGUUUAGCCGUGUCCCAAGGUGCCCAGAGUGGGACUGGUCUUCACGGUCUGGCAGCUGCACGAAGUCUGUCAGGGAGGGGACAUCCAUUCUCUCACUCUCCUCUCCUCACUGUUGGAAAUUCAUUUUGAUUCAGAACGAAAACCAAAUGUAUAGAGCUUUGGGUGUAGGAUAUGAAAUUGUACUUAGACUUAAAACAAAGAGAAAAUCAGAUGUAUUUAUUUGAGUUCAUUCCGUAUUUGAAAGCACAUUUUAAUUUUUAUUUGCCUCAUUUUGUUUUCCUUGAGUAGUGAGCGUUUUAGCCCUUUGUAUUUAGUACACCCAAGGAUCAACUGCUCCUGAAGCAAAGAGGUCGGGAAUGGGGUAUUUAGAGUUUGGGUAAAGAGUUGAAGAAGAGGAGGUGAGAAGAGGAAGGGAGGAACAUCUUGCCUUCACUGAACUGUAUUCCAUGCCCUCUGCUGUCCAGGAGGUUGCCUUUCUGCAGGGCACCCCAAAGGCAUAGUAUGCCCUGUGGCUGGCUGUGCAGAGGCCUUGAGCUGUGUGCUGCCCAGGUGGUCAGAGAGCAGGUGGGCUUCCUCCCGCCCUGAGGCAAGCACCUCUUCUCUGUGGCUGGGAUCAACCCCCAAUUAACAGGAAUCCUCAAUGUACUAAAUAGCAGGCACUUGAAAAUGGGUGUGUUUUCUUCUGUUGUCUUUUCUAUUGAGGGUUGGGAGUUGGGAGGGAGAGGAAAGCAAAUUUUAUUUUCUUGACUAUAAAUUUGUUAUUCUUGGUAUUGUUUCAUUUUUAUAAUUAUACAUUACACUUUGGCACUUGUGUAAAAUUAUCCCUGCAGAAUGAGCAGGAAGUGAAAACAAGCCAAUGGAAAUGCUUCAGAUGGUGGCAGGGGUGGGGAUUGCUAAGGAAGGGUGGGGUGGGAGUGGGUGAAGUUUGGGAAGGUUAUCUAACUGAAUCACUACUGAGUUGAACCAUGGCUAUCGUUAGCUGCGGGUACUGCUGAAUAUAAGGCCAGUAAAACUUUAGUACCUGGAGGUUUGACUCUAAUUUUUGCACUGAUGGUGCCAAAGGGCUCUGAGUCGAGAGGAGAGCCUAGGAUGGAGUGGAGAAAGAUGUGGUGGAGCAGGCAGCCCUGCCCCCCCAUCUCCUGAGCACUUCCUCUGACUUCAUGGCUGCAGCUCCCCACACUGGGCUGUGACUGACCUACAAACUGCAGACCAGAACAUACACUGGACGCUGCAGGCAAGGUGUUGGCAACUGCCUGCUCAAGAAUGAAUGGUAGUAUUGGCAGCACCCAACAGAGGAUAAAUGUCUCAGAACUGUAACUUGAGAACGCCUUCAGUUAUAUUGGCUUUCUGUGGUUUUCUUCACACAUUAGGCAUAUAAGUUUUUAGAGCAUUUUGCCAACUAAAAAAUGAAAUCAUUUGUCAAACCCAUGAAUUCUGUUGAUAAAUGAGGAGUUCACCCAUUGUUCACAACUUUCAGUAGUGCCCUCUGAACUCUGUGGUAGUAGGAUGUGAUUUGAUUCUUCCCUGCAGUCCAAAAAGAGGGAAAACGUUGUUUCUUGUCAUUCACAGUAAGGAAUCCUGACUGCUUCGUAAACACCACUACAACUUAACAGACUCAUCUGUCUACAUCACAUUCCUGUUUCUAUCCUUUCCAAACUGAUAGGAGUUUUUAGAUAGAUUUAACAUAGAUCUUUGGACCUCAUCUAUAAAUUGGAAUUAGAUUUCAAGUCAUAGGCCGAGUAUAGUUUAACUCAGAAUGGGAAUUAAAAUUUUAGGUGCAGAGACUAAUAUAUACGUGAAACUUGGAGGUUGGAACCUUGUAUAUCUCUUAGGAGAAGCAGGUAGAAAGAAGCCAAAUGCUUACACUGUGCUGUUGGAAAACAUGUAGUCAUUCCCACCUACCAGAGCUACUUGUAGCCACUUAACACUAACACCAUCGGGAGGUAGGUAAUCGGAGACAGGUAAAUAAAAAGGAAAUUUCACCUUAACUUCAGACACUACAGGAUAAUUAUGUAAUUCUCUAGCACUCAGUUAAGAAGCUUGUAGGUUAGCAGAGUUUUGGGUUCUUGUCUAGGUUAGCCAGUAUCUUGUCCUAAGUAACAAUUUGCUUUUCUUUUCUUGCAGUUUAACCUCUCCUUAAAGCCACAACAGGGCUAACUGGAAAAAUAUUUUGACCAUAGCUCUAGUACUUCCAAAUAAAUAAGUUCAUAACUAGAUUUUCAAAUGAAGUCCCAAGAUGAAGUCUAAUUUUGAAAAACUCCCACAAUUUUUAGAGUUGUUUUUAUUUUACCAGCCUACCUUCUCCUCUCUCUCGUGACUUUGCCGCACAUGCCUUCCAUUUCAUUUUGGUCAUUACAGUCGCAUCCAUUUGACUUUCAUAUUAUGUCUCCUCCCCGGAGGCUGAAAUUGGGGAUUCAUCCUGUCUUUGAGACUGGUUACCAUCAAAGUAGAUUUCUCAAAGUUCCAUGACAGAAGUCAGACCCUGGCUUCUGUGCUGAGGAGUUGCAAGGGUGAAGGACAGAGCAGCCUUCCUAGAGCAAGAAAUUCGUUUCUUGGCCAUUGAGUGAGCUGCUGUGGUACCGUGUUCCUGCCUGCGGGCUGAGUGGCUCCUCUGCUGUUAAGGGGCAGAUUACAUUUGGAGUAUCUCCUUCUUUUCAGAGAACAGAGUUAAUCAAGGCAAAUCAGCAGGCUUGCAAAAUGCUAUAAUUUAAAAUGAUAAUCAUUACUCUAGAAGACAUAUAUUUUGCGUGCUUUAAAAUCAGCUAACUUGGACUGCUUGAAUUAUGUUGGCUUUUAGAACCUAAAUUGGAAUUAUUAUAUUACAUUGUAUGGGAGGUAUACUCGUGCUCAGCCUUUUGGCAUUCUUUUCCACAGCAGCUUCUAAUGACUGUUUGAAAGGACGAAUCUCCUUUAAAAAUUUUUUUGACUCGUCCCCUGGUGGGUGAAGGAGGAGCUGUUGAGAUAGUAGAAAAGAAGUCUUUUUUUUUUUUCUUCUUCUUAUUUUUAGCAGCUAAAGAAAAUAAUUAUGUUUCCUGUGAGUUGUCUUUUCCUUGCAUCUUUCCCCCACCUUUUUGAUGUUCGCACAUUUUGUGUUACAUGGGGCUUCUGUGUUUCAAACUCCGGAGUUGAUGUGUGAUGUUAUUUUGAGCUACUAGAGCUUUGGUCAAUAUUUUCUUCCCUGUAUGUCACAGAGGGCACCAUUGAAAACUGUGCAUAAGACCUCAAAAUACAAAAUUAGCAGGAAUUUGCAGUCCGUGUCCUGCUGGCUGGAUAUUUUUCCCUCUAGUAUGAUAGCUUUUGUUUUGUGAGUCAUGUGUUUUCUGACAUUUCCCUUUUCAAAGAGAUCUGAAAAACUAUCCUUCCCUCAAGAAUUAAGAGUUCCUUUUGUGUCACAUCAUUCCUUAUGCCUUCCCCACUGGUACCGAGGAUUUUGAUAAUAAAUUUGUAGGAAAAAAAAUGUACCUCCUAGAAGGAAGCUCUCCCCACCAUUUCCAGGUGCCAACUGCUAAGCAGAUGUACUGCAAAAAUGGUAACUGUAAUGUGCACACUGUUGGUUAUUUUUAAUAAGUCUCUUCCUACUAGAACAUUUUAUUUUCCUUGUUCACCAUACAAUCAUGUACUCUUUAACAGAAAUUGCUUUUAAAAGAAAAUCUGGAACUAUCUUUAAAAAAACUUUAUUAAUAAUCAUGUAUUUUUACUGAUCACAUUUUGAAAUGCCUAAAAGACUUUAUUGUUCUAAUUAUCCAGAUGUACCUUUGUAAAAAUAGCUCUUUUAUGAAUUAGCUGACAAGGCUGUAUGUUUCUGGAACAAAAUAUUGGUCAUCUAAAAACUUUUCUGUUUUCUGGGGUCUGGGAAAAUAGAAAAUAAGAGUUCAAAUAUUAAAUAAGCUUAAAGGAA
Lepus europaeus (European hare) is the source of this 8865-nucleotide messenger RNA. It is a transcript of the gene ARHGEF12, whose product is annotated as Rho guanine nucleotide exchange factor 12. Lineage: Eukaryota; Metazoa; Chordata; Mammalia; Lagomorpha; Leporidae. Gene Ontology annotation, molecular function: guanyl-nucleotide exchange factor activity; GTPase activator activity; G protein-coupled receptor binding. Gene Ontology annotation, biological process: G protein-coupled receptor signaling pathway; Rho protein signal transduction. The transcript is spliced from 41 exons. Bases 207 to 4841 code for a protein of 1544 amino acids. The record is from RefSeq and is a predicted model, not a curated record. Gene Ontology annotation, cellular component: cytoplasm.